CCCUUCAAAGAGGUCAAACACAAUGCUCUUUUACUCAAUGAGGACGAAGAGGAACUGGUAUCGCAUAUCUGUGAAGACUAUGGUGUCUCCAUGAUCGAAGCUGAUUUCACUUGGCAUUCCAACGCUGUCAAUUAUUCCCGCGACCCUACACAACUCCUAUUACAAUAUGCCUGGAAUCAAUGUCCCAACCCUAGAGAAUUACCUUCCGCUUGGUUAGAAGCACAACUCUCUCAAACUGAAUUUCAAGGUCAAAUGUAUCCUGAAAAGACACCCAACGGUAUCGAUCUUUGUGUUUAUUUUUAUGAUGGUCCAGCUCAUGAUGAUCGUACCAACCAAGAUUUAAAUACCUUGUGCAUACUACGGAAAUUAGGU
Mucor mucedo is the source of this 372-nucleotide messenger RNA. RefSeq lists its product as uncharacterized. The transcript has a single exon. NCBI's taxonomy places the organism in Eukaryota, Fungi, Mucoromycota, Mucoromycetes, Mucorales, Mucoraceae. The annotation marks the transcript as partial. The record is from RefSeq and is a predicted model, not a curated record.